AUGAAGAUUUUCAUUGUAUUAAUAUGUUUGAAUAUCCUAUCAAGUGCUGUUUGUCUCGACAUAUAUAGAGGGCAAAUUGUGGACGAAUGCGCUGAGAAAAACGGCCUGUCUGACGAUGAUUUAGAAAAAUGGAUCAGCUAUCAGAAGAGUACGGAAGACAAGUUCCUCUGUUUCAUGUUGUGCUGUCAUCAGAAGGAUGGAUCGCUGAAUGAAGAUGGAAAGUGGAACCAACAAUUUCUUGAGAAACACUUGAACGAGAUGUAUCUAAUUAACAAUACCCUGAAAUCUCAAAUAAUGCAGUGUUUUUCCGAUAUUCCACCAAUUCAGAGUUGUCAAGAUAUGAGAUCCGUGGAGCAUUGCAUUCCAGAAAUCAAGAUUAGAAAUUGCCGGGAUGAAUUUGGUAUAAGCAACGAGGACGUGGAUAGUUUCGCUAAAAAUCCAAGUGAUCCAUCUGACAAGAUGCUCUGUUAUCUGAAGUGCAGCUCAGAAAACGACAAUUUAAUCUUCGAAGACGGUUCCCUGAACCAUAACUUUCUGAGGGAGCUGAUAGAGAGAUCUGUAGAUAUGGGUGAUCAAGAAAAGCAUCUGGUGGAAGACUGCUUGUCCAAAAUUCCACCUGUGAGAAGCUGCAGCGAUUUCAAACCGUUUGCUAGAUGCGUUGUUAAAAUGAAUCUGUUCUGAGUAUUAUUAAAAAAUAUUAUCUGAGAAAUAUCAAUAAUUAUUAUAUUAAUACAAUAUU
This is a messenger RNA of Coccinella septempunctata (seven-spotted ladybird), 739 nucleotides long. RefSeq lists its product as uncharacterized. Gene Ontology annotation, molecular function: odorant binding. NCBI's taxonomy places the organism in Eukaryota, Metazoa, Arthropoda, Insecta, Coleoptera, Coccinellidae. The record is from RefSeq and is a predicted model, not a curated record. Gene Ontology annotation, biological process: sensory perception of smell. The coding region runs from base 1 to 681 and encodes 226 amino acids. The transcript is spliced from 3 exons.